Molecule: messenger RNA, 4604 nt
Organism: Sitophilus oryzae (rice weevil)
Lineage: Eukaryota; Metazoa; Arthropoda; Insecta; Coleoptera; Curculionidae
Exons: 11
Coding region: 221-2980 (919 amino acids)
Biological process (GO): regulation of transcription by RNA polymerase II
Cellular component (GO): nucleus
Molecular function (GO): RNA polymerase II cis-regulatory region sequence-specific DNA binding; DNA-binding transcription factor activity, RNA polymerase II-specific
Source: RefSeq, a predicted model, not a curated record
GCAGUUCUGAGAACGGGACUUAAGGAAUCACCGCCCGGCACAUUCAAACAAAGCAAAAUGCGCGGCAGCUGCUGUGACGUCAUACCGGACUAAACUAUCCGGCACGUUACCAAAACAACAGCCAUUUCAAGCAUUAUUCGCAUUAUUCCUCUUGAUUUUUCGCCGAAUUUGCAUCGUUAGCCUCAGUUUUAAGUGUGUAUUGUUCAUUUUUUUAUUUAUUAUGAAAAAUACUCGAAAUACUGGGUAUAAAUACUGUAUCGUUCCUUUCUGUACGAGUUCAACUGUGAAAAAUCCAGAUAAAAUUUUCAUUCGCGUACCUGAAGAUAAAAAGCGACGAAUAAAAUGGCUAAAAGCAUGUAGAAGACAUGUAGGGGAUUAUUCUACGAAGAGCACGAACAUUCACGUUUGUGAAGAUCAUUUCAAUGUUAUGUUUUUGUUUCAGAUUGCCAAAGAUAUGGAUAAUUUUGUAAGGUUUAAACUGAUGGGUGGUAAAAAAAUAAUGAAAUCUCAUGUAGUUCCUCACAUUUUUGAUUGCCAGCCAGACAGAAAAAGAACAUUUUCAGUUCCUCCAAGAUCAGCAGCUGUUAAGAGGGUACAGAGAAGACUUGUUGACCAAGCAGUAGCUUCCUGUUCUACCACAACUAUACCAGGAAUAUUACAAACAAGUGUCAGUCCUCAAAGCGACGAAAAAAUUGUACCUAUGUGGUUUAUGGGCUCUGUUAUGGGUAUUAAAACAGAAAAAGGACAUGUUGGUGCAGCAAAAAGAAUGAAAUUAGAACCUAAGGACACAAAUGAAGAAAAUUCUGAACAUUUUAACAUCAUUGUAUUAGAUGCGAUUAACGAUACUGAUAAAUGUGAUGAUACUCUUUCUAUAAAAAAUGAGGCAAAAGAAGAACAAAAUUCAUCAAACGAUGAACCAUCAGUAGUUGUCAAUGAAUAUACCAAUUCUAAACAAAUUAGAAUAAAGGCAGAUAUUACAAAUGAAGUAAACACCACUAUCAACACAGAGUUUAUACACAUUAAAACAGAAAAUGAGCAACCUGUUGCAACAAAAAGAAUAAAAUUAGAAACUAAAGACAAAUCUGAAGAUGAUUGUAUCAUCAUAUUAGAUGAGAAUAGUGAUACAGAUAUAUGUGAUAAUACUCUUUCUAUAAACAGUGAGAUAAAGGAAGAUCAAAAUUCAUCAAAUGAUGAAGUAAUUGUCAUUGAAGAUACUGAUUCUGAACAAAUUAGAGAAAAGAAAGCCUUUAAAAAUAAAGCAAAAUACAACAUCAGCACAGUAGAUGAUUUUAAUUCUCUUGAUAUAAAAAUCGACUUUAAAGUUAUUCCGCCUUUGCAUCAAGUUGUAAAAGCUAAGUAUGAAAAUUUAAACACUACUCAAAAACCAACAUUGUUAGGGCAAAAUCAAAUUGAUGAACAAAAAUUAUCGAUUAAAACAGGAAGGUUUACUAAAGAUGAAGAUUGUAGGAUUUGGAAGAAUUGGGACAGGUUUAUUAUGGUUCACAAAUUAAAAAACAAUCCAGAGAUGUUUUGUUCUUUACAUGAUCCUAAAAUUAGUGAUAAAAACAGGCAACUCUUUUUGAUAAGUUUGGCAGAAGGUCUACCAAAUAGAACCUUAAAUAAUGUUUAUAAUAGAUUUAAAAGACUUGUUUCACCAGAAAAGAUAAAAGAGAAGGAGAUUUUCACUGUUGAAGAAGAUGAAUAUAUUGCAAAGAAAAUGUACAAACCCAAAACAGAACUUUAUAAGUUAGCUAGUAAUCUAAAUAAACCCUAUAGCCUGAUACUUCAUAGGAUCAGCAUUUUGAAAGGAAACAAUAGGAACAAAAUUAUAUGGACAGAACCUAGGACACAUUUGUUAGUAGAAAACUUAAUAAGGAUAACAAAUGUGAAUCACUAUACUGAUUUAAGGAAUAGAAGCAUUACAAUAGAUCAAUUUAAAGCAUUAUCUAACUUAAUGAAUAUACCACAUAAGGAUAUAAAGUUUGCCUGGUUAAUGGAUAUUCAUAUUCGAUUAUUUAUUCCUAAUGUUUUUUGUGAUUUGCGAUCAGUUACAAUACUCCUUAUAAAAAGGCUUAGAGAAAGUAAUGCACGUGAUUGGAAAAGUGUUAAAUGGCAAAUGUACGUUAAAUAUUUUCAAGGUUUCACUAAAGAAAAGCUCAAAAGUUUGAUAAGUAGUUUGAUAUUAACUUUUGUUCCUUCACAUGGAAGAACAGAUUAUAAAUACUGUCUAAAGGAACUGAGUAGAAUAACAUCGAGCAAUUUAAAAAGCGAAAUGAUUUUUAAGUCAUAUUACAAAGACGGUAAUAGUACAAAUCCAAAGUGCAAACCAAAGAAAAAACGUAAGGCAUCUUCAAAUGUAAAUAAUAGUACUAUCCAAAGAGCUGAGGAAAAAAUAAAACACAAUAGUACAAAUCCAAAGUGUAAACCAGAGAAAAAACGUAAGGCAUCUUCCAGUGUAAAUAAUAGUGCUAUCCAAAUAGCUGAGGAAGAAAUAAAACACGAUAAUAAUCUAAGUACAGAAAAUACAGUAGCAGAAUUCUCAAUGGAUAGCAUUAAAUGCGAACAAAAUAAUUAUACAAGCUUUAGUUCACAAACUAUAAAGACUGAGAAAGCGGUAGUUGAAGAUAAUAGCACUUUAAGUUACUAUAACAAGGAUAAAAUUACAAAUUUUGAUGAGAUGUUUCUCAUUGGAGAUAUAAAACAGGAACAGAUUCAUAUUAAAGAUGAAAAAGAGGUAGUUGAAGAUAAUAGUCUAAGUUACUAUAACACGGAUAAAAUUAAAAAUCUUAAUGAUGAGAUGUUUAUCAUUGAAGAUAUAAAACAGGAAAAGAUUCAUAUUAAAGAUGAAAGAGAGGUAGUUGAAGAUAAUAGUCUAAGUUACUAUAACGGGGAUGAGAUGUUUCUCAUUGAAGAUAUAAAACAGGAAGAGGUUCAUAUUAAAGAUGAACCUCAUUUACAAUACAAAGAAGCAAGAUGUUAAACAUAUGAUUCCUUAAUUCGCCGCCAAACCAAUAUUGCCGAAUUUUACUGGCGGUCGCCAUAUUGGAGGAAAGGCAUAGUUGCGUAAUUAGUCCUCAGUCGAACGGCGGAAAGUAAAGCGGCCCAUACAUUAUCAAACAAGUUGCGCAACGUUCCGUUGCACAACUGCAUCACCCAUUCACUUAGUAGAAUUUUGAUCAAACUUUUUAUUAAAACUUGUGCAUUGUUUGAGAAACAAUCAUGUCCUCAAUUGCCAUUGCGUCAAUUAUUAUCGUAUAUACCCUAGAUGAUGUCAAUGAUACCAAAAAACGAAAAAGAAAACAAAGAAUUUGGAUGAAAGAGCUAAAAUAUUGCACAACGAAGCGCAACACACACAUACACUACGCAAACGCCUGUUGCACAAAAGAAUUCAAACAUUCUUGAAACUUAUCAAACAAUUACGCAACGCAUUAAGUGUUACCAUACAUCGGCAACUCGUUGCACAACAGUCUGUGUUGCGCAAUUUGUUUGAUAAUGUAUGGGCCGCUUUACGCCUAGCUAUAGCCAAGUUUGCAGGAGCAGCUGUGGCUCCAUUGGUAAGGCAGUUGCUUCAGGAGGGAGGGGUCCCGGAAUUGAGCCCAACAAAUAUAAAACUUUUUUAUUUUUUUACAGCUGUUUAUAUUUUUUUAUUUAUGUAUAGUUGUCGGUAAUAGCAAUCAAAACGUACCGUAGGCGUAUUUUGAUUGCGUUGGUUAGUCUCUGGGGUAAGUUUUUUUUUGUUUAGAUUGCAGGCGAAAUACCCGACCGAUUAUCGUUUAUACGCGUGCAAAACUGCGGGUUGUAAAGUUGCACGGUACAGCCAGAUGCACAAAGGUGCACGAAAGAGGUUUGAUUGCUUUGGUUUCAGCUUCUUUGGGGGUUAAUCUGUUUUUAACAAAUUUAUUUUUAUAAGUGAUAAAUUUGGCAACGUUGGUUUGGCAACGAAUUAACUGAACAUUUAAAUAUAACAUUAUUAUGCGAGGGUAGUUUGAAAACUUUCUGACCUUCAGAAAGUGAAAACUCAAAAUCAUUACCUAAAUGAGAAUACUAUACUACAUUAUUUGACAAAAUGAAGGCAGAAAUCGCAGCAAAAAGCCACACCUGUACAAGAAGAAACUUUUGUUUUACCAAGACGAUGCUCAUCCAUCUCAAGCAUCUGCUGUUGGUAUGCCAAUUAUUUACAAGUUACAGUGUGAACUGUAGACUACCUUCCGUAUUGGCCAGAUUUAGCUCUGAGCGACCUAUUUUUGUUUCCCAAGCUGAAAACUGCCCAAAAUGAAGUUAUUGCUAUCAGAAAACAAAGAUUUUCGUCGAAAAUUUUCUUCAACAUUUCCAUAAACAAUUUUUCAAAUUUACAAAAAAUCAUACUAAUGUCAGCAACUUUUCAAAUAACCCUCAUAAACUAUCAUGUUUUACAAAUUUUUGUGAAUAAGUUGUUAAUCCAGAGUUUAAGUAAGAGUUUUAUACACAUGCUAUAGUCAGAAAGAAGUCAAAUGUUUCUGAACAAUACUAAACAUGAAAUAAUGGAGGAAAACGAAUUUAUUAAAUAUUGAUCAGUGGUAAAAAUGUAUUUUUAUAAAAAUAUUUUUUUGUGAUGUUAUUAUAGU